Molecule: messenger RNA, 1650 nt
Organism: Oncorhynchus keta (chum salmon)
Lineage: Eukaryota; Metazoa; Chordata; Actinopteri; Salmoniformes; Salmonidae
Exons: 2
Coding region: 1-1650 (549 amino acids)
Source: RefSeq, a predicted model, not a curated record
AUGGGGCUACAGGAAUGUCUCCCUCUCAAACUCAUGCGACAGAGCUUUGAUUACAAGGACUCACCAUCCAUGAUAUGGUCAGCAGCAUCGCACCCUGCCAGCAGCAUCGCACCCUGCCAGCAGCAUCGCACCCUGCCAGCAGCAUCGCACCCUGCCAGCAGCAUCGCACCCUGCCAGCAGCAUCGCACCCUGCCAGCAGCAUCGCACCCUGCCAGCAGCAUCGCACCCUGCCAGCAGCAUCGCACCCUGAACCACUUCUCCUUGAGGAGCUCAAACACUUCAGGAGACUCGGAUCAGAGAAAAGGAGGAGGUCUGGGAGACUCGGACCAGAGAAAAGGAGGAGGCCUGGGAGAUUGGGAUCAGAGAAAAGGAGGAGGUCUGGGAGACUCGGACCAGAGAAAAGGAGGAGGUCUGGGAGACUCGGAUCAGAGAAAAGGAGGAGGUCUGGGAGACUCGGAUCAGAGAAAAGGAGGAGGUCUGGGAGACUCGGAUCAGAGAAAAGGAGGAGGUCUGGGAGACUCGGAUCAGAGAAAAGGAGGAGGUCUGGGAGACUCGGAUCAGAGAAAAGGAGGAGGUCUGGGAGACUCGGAUCAGAGAAAAGGAGGAGGUCUGGGAGACUCGGAUCAGAGAAAAGGAGGAGGUCUGGGAGACUCGGACCAGAGAAAAGGAGGAGGUCUGGGAGACUCGGAUCAGAGAAAAGGAGGAGGUCUGGGAGACUCGGACCAGAGAAAAGGAGGAGGUCUGGGAGACUCGGAUCAGAGAAAAGGAGGAGGUCUGGGAGACUCGGACCAGAGAAAAGGAGGAGGUCUGGGAGACUCGGAUCAGAGAAAAGGAGGAGGUCUGGGAGACUCGGAUCAGAGAAAAGGAGGAGGUCUGGGAGACUCGGAUCAGAGAAAAGGAGGAGGUCUGGGAGACUCGGAUCAGAGAAAAGGAGGAGGUCUGGGAGACUCGGAUCAGAGAAAAGGAGGAGGUCUGGGAGACUCGGAUCAGAGAAAAGGAGGAGGUCUGGGAGACUCGGAUCUGAGAAAAGGAGGAGGUCUGGGAGACUCGGAUCAGAGAAAAGGAGGAGGUCUGGGAGACUCGGAUCAGAGAAAAGGAGGAGGUCUGGGAGACUCAGAUCAGAGAAAAGGAGGAGGUCUGGGAGACUCGGAUCAGAGAAAAGGAGGAGGUCUGGGAGACUCGGAUCAGAGAAAAGGAGGAGGUCUGGGAGACUCGGAUCAGAGAAAAGGAGGAGGUCUGGGAGACUCGGAUCAGAGAAAAGGAGGAGGUCUGGGAGACUCGGAUCAGAGAAAAGGAGGAGGUCUGGGAGACUCGGAUCAGAGAAAAGGAGGAGGUCUGGGAGACUCGGAUCAGAGAAAAGGAGGAGGUCUGGGAGACUCGGAUCAGAGAAAAGGAGGAGGUCUGGGAGACUCGGAUCGGAGAAAAGGAGGAGGUCUGGGAGACUCGGACCGGAGAAAAGGAGGAGGUCUGGGAGACUCGGAUCAUAGAAAAGGAGGAGGUCUGGGAGACUCGGAUCAGAGAAAAGGAGGAGGUCUGGGAGACUCGGACCAGAGAAAAGGAGGAGGUCUGGGAGACUCGGACCGCAGAAAAGGAGGAGGUCUGGGAGACUCGGACCGCAGAAAAGGAGGAGAUCUGCUAUGGAUUCUUUAA